Microdochium trichocladiopsis is the source of this 712-nucleotide messenger RNA. RefSeq lists its product as uncharacterized. The record is from RefSeq and is a predicted model, not a curated record. The coding region runs from base 251 to 712 and encodes 153 amino acids. The transcript has 2 exons. NCBI's taxonomy places the organism in Eukaryota, Fungi, Ascomycota, Sordariomycetes, Xylariales, Microdochiaceae.
GAAUCAAUUCAUUUUUUAUUUAAUUUUAUUAUUUCUUCGUACGGGGCUGUAUUUUACUGAUCCAUCCCGGUCUCAUCUAUCUGUCAUGGCCCAUCCCGGCUCGUCUGCUCCAAGAAGCACGCUACAGUACAAGCACGACCCGCCCGCGCACGUGGGCUGAUGAUCUUGGGGCAGUAGAUCCCAGCCACCAGGGGGGACAGCUUCUGCUAAAUUUACCAACGGCAAAGACAGAUUUGGGUCGGCUGUGGAUAUGGGCAUGACAGAGACAGGUGAGAUGCGGCAGCUGCUAGGGCUGGUGCUGGUGGUGCUGCUGGCGGGUGGUGGUCUUUUUGGUGACAAUGGGUGCGGAUUACUGUUGCAUGCUGAUGGAGUAUUUCUCCGUCUCCCGCAAGGCCACAAGCCACACCUGCUGUGUGGACCCUGGAACGGCUGGGCAGGGGCACAAAGUCUGAAUGGCCAUACCCCCGACAAGACCUCGCCUAGACCUGUCGAGGCUUGGUCUUCUGAUUGGAUGUGCUGCGACGGGCGUAGACAGGACCGCGCCAUCCAUCUCUCCGCCUCUCGCCCCAGGGAACAACCUGGCUUUGCCGCGCGGAAGUACCCAUUAAGAACAAAGACUCUCUCCACCAAUUCGCCCGUGCGCGCCAAAGACGGCCCGGCUCAGUGGGGCAUCCCGCUGGAGAGCUCCGCAGGCACCUACUCAUCGCCAUGA